GAAGUCAGCUAAUCUGAGAGGAGAGUAAAUCAACGAGAAGUGUUGCAAGUCAUAAUAAGAUUAGGAGUCGAAGUCAUCUACAUCAGUAGCUCAAAGAGUCCAUGGCUGAGGAAACUGGCCUUGCUUUCUCUGGAGGUGGUAUCAGGUCAGCGGCGCUAUGUUCUGGAGUUCUGCGCAGGCUCUUACAGCGCAAGGCCAAGAUCGACUACUUAAGCUGUGUUUCAGGGGGAGGUUACACAGGCACGGCCUACCUGGACUGGAAAUACAGACAUGGAAAGAAAGACGAUGCAAAAUGGCAUCAGGAGUUCUUCGAUCAUAUGAGAGAGAGAGCUGGAUUGAUGUGCAACUGGCAGAAACCUUUGCAAGGAAUCUUACAAACCAUCAUAAUACUUUCCUUGAUAUUAUUCACUGCAGUGAUAAUGCCCACAAUGGUCUGGGGGUCCUACGUGUUGCCGCUGGCUUACAUUAUCGAUUUGACUUACGGAGACCUGUUGCGGGCUAAGGAUGAAUGUUCAAAUGGUUCAAACUUACCAAACAUUAAUGGCAUGACAAGUAUUCAUGGUAAUUCGGCCAGCUCGCUUACCCAGUGCAAACUCCAAAUUGGUCCAGCUGCACAUCGGCGCAUCACUUUGUUUUGCACCUUUUUGGUCUUGUUUGUUCUUUUCUACCUCUUCUCUAAGAAAACUGAAAGAUUUCACUCCAUAUUGUAUUUCAUAUCAGUGUUUUGUGGUCUUGGUUUUGCUUUCACUUUCAAUCCGUACUUCAUUUUCUCCUAUCUUGAUGGGCUCAUCUUUUGGUUGAAGUUUCUUAUCUUUGCGUUUAGCGUUUGGAUAUGGAUAUUUUUUCCCGUUCUUAGACAUAGAUCUUCGUUUUUCGUGAUUGUCUAUUUGUACUCGUAUGUGAUAUAUUGGAAGGUGUAUAAGGUGUCCCUUCUUAGUGUCCAGUACUCAGAUGACUUGUUCUAUCGACUUCUUUUUGCUUCUGGAAUUGUUCAAUGGAUUAUACCGAUGCUGGGAGCUCUUCAACAACGACUCAUUUACGUGUUUAACAGAUGGAGGCUUCAGAAGGCCUUUUACACAAAAGCCAGUGUUGGUAAGACCGGAUGUCUCGGCAUCGGGAUUGAGGACAUCUUUCUUGUGACAUGCAGUUCGGACACAAAGCACAAGCGACUUAAAGAUGAUGAACCUGGACCCCUGAAUCUAGGGGACUUGGAAGGAUUGAAGCCCGAAUACUUAUCAAACAUCGUCGUCAAUGAAUGGAAAACAAAAAAGUCAGAUAAGGACGCUUACGAGCUACUGAUCAUGUCACCCACAGGAAUAGAGCGCCUGGAUCAAAGCAAGCAACAGUUUGAGGACAAACUUAGUCCUUCUGAUAUUGACCUGUCAGCUGCCAUGGCAACCUCAGCCGCUGCUGUUGCUAGUAACAUGGGAUCAUACGAUAAGUGUACGGAAGGUUUUAAACAGCUGCAAACCGUGCUCGGACUGGGGAUGGGUUCUUCUUUGGUGUCUGAUCUCCAUUCUCUGCAAAGAGAAUCUUGCCUUUUUAAGAUAAUUCCCUUAAUUGUGGAAGUGAUUCGUGUCCUUCCCCUGGUAACCUUUCCAGUUGUUUACUUCGCUGGAGGAGACGAGAAGUGGGUCGAAAUUGGUGUUGCAAUAUUUUGGGCUUUGAUGUUGGUGUUAAGUAUUAUAUCCGUCCAGAGGACUGGGGAUGAAGAGCCCGGAUAUGUAGAGAAAAUAACGAGAUGGUUCAUUGUCCACGUGGGUUUCGUUCGGUUUUUAAGACAAAUGUUUUUUGUGACGAAUGUUGGUCCUUCCCCGCCCGCUAUUCUGCGACUCAGUGAUGGUGGCCAUAUUGAAAAUCUUGCCAUACUUCCGCUAUUGAAGAAACGCUUAAAGAAAAUCGUUGUGGUAGACGGAGGCCAUAAAGAGUCUGACCAAGAAUGGGGAGACUCCUUACUAACAGCCCUGUCUUUAGCACGUCAAAAACUGGAUUGCUCCUUCAUUGGUUUAGAUGGCCGUGACGUCAUAGAGGACCUGAAAAAUAAGUUUGUCAACAAGCCUCUGGGACACCAGCCAAGAAGUUACAGGUUUAAGGUCCAUUACUUUGAAAACGAAACAGUUCUUGAAGAGGCAAGAAAAGUCGGUGAGGGAGAAAUUCUGUUAGUCUCUCCAAGACAUCCUGACAAGGGACUCAAAAGACAAGAAUGCGUGACACGGAAAGAAUCGCUGCGUGACGUUGACUUAGAAGCAGGUGAGUGGGGACUGGGUCCGCAACUGGAUGCAGAAGAAGCAGACAAAUUGACCUUUUGCUGUUGUGAAUGUUGCCAUGGCGACUCUCUUCAAUGGCUGUCAAAGAUGAUGUGUGGCACAUUCCCUCAACACACUACGGUCAAUCAGUUUUUCACUCCACGCAUGUUUGCUGCCUAUCAUUCGGAAGGGUUUAACGCAUGCAUUGAAUCUGAGGCCGCUGAGUUUCUGGACACUGCUCGGCAAGGAGAAAUUAGAGGUCAGAAUCAAUUUGGAAUGGGAGUUUGAAUUCUGAUCGACGAGAGCGAACUGUAAAUUUAAACAGGAACAAUGUAGCUGUAAGAGAUUAAUAACGUGAAAUUGUACAGUGCAUGUGCCAGGAGGAAUUCAAAGCGAGCACUGAAUUACCUUGAAGUAUUUUGGUAAAGGCACGAGAGUCGUUUUUCCAUAUACCGAGUUCCAAUGAUAUUGAUGAUUACUAUAACAAAAGUUCACGUUGAUAAAAUAUCUAUUUAUCUAUUUAUUGAUAUAUAAACGUUUAACAGAGUUAAUAUACUGAGUUCAUGUGAUAUUGAUGAUUACUAUAACAAAAAUUCAUGUUGCUAAAAUAUCUAUCUAUUUAUUCAUAUCUAAACGUUUAACAGAGUUAAUAUACCGAUUUCAAAUGAAAUUGAUGAUUACUAUAACAAAAAUUUAUGUCGCUAAAAUAUCUAUUUAUCUAUUUAUUCAUAUCUAAACGUUGAACAGAUGACGAUUAAAUCUACGCUGCGAGGAACAUUGUUUUUAAAAAUGCAAACAUAUUUCUUGAUUUUUAUUUAUUGAAUUAUGACGCCAUUGCUGACCAAAUCUCCGGCCAUUUUUAACUGGUUGUAAAUCAGAUUUUUCAAUUUUCUACAUUUUCUUCUGGAUGUUAAAUUCAUUCUUAUAUCAUUCUAUUUUACUCUUACGUUAACAAUAUUUAAUGCAUUU
Messenger RNA from Stylophora pistillata, 3215 nucleotides. RefSeq lists its product as uncharacterized. Gene Ontology annotation, biological process: glycerophospholipid catabolic process. Gene Ontology annotation, molecular function: calcium-dependent phospholipid binding; calcium ion binding. NCBI's taxonomy places the organism in Eukaryota, Metazoa, Cnidaria, Anthozoa, Scleractinia, Pocilloporidae. The record is from RefSeq and is a predicted model, not a curated record. Gene Ontology annotation, cellular component: cytosol.